AUGCAGUUCAAGCUUUCUGUCGUUGCGGCGCUUGCCGCUGCCGCCUCUGCCGCCGUUACUCCCGCCCGUCUCGGCUGCGGCACUCAUGAUCCCACCCCUGAGCACAUUGAGAUCUCCAAGAAGUUUGCCGAGGAGGAGGCUGCCAACAAUGGCACCAUGAGCCUGAUGGCGGCUACCAUCAACGUCAACGUCUACUUCCACGUCGUUGCCUCCUCUCAGACCGUGGCAAACGGCUACCUCACCGACAAGAUGCUGGCUGACCAGCUGGCCGUCAUGAACGAUGACUUUGCCCCCCACGGCAUCUCUUACACCCUGGUCGAGACCAGCCGCACCAUCAACGCCAACUGGGCGCAGGACGGCGACGAGAUGGCCAUGAAGCGCGCCCUCCGCAAGGGUACCUACAAGGACCUCAACCUGUACUUCGUCCGCAGCCUUGGCGGCAGUUUCGGAUACUGCUACUUCCCCACCACCGCCGCUGCCGGCUCGACCGCCUACAUCCGCGACGGCUGCUCCAUCCUCUCCUCCACCGUCCCCGGCGGCAGCUCGACAAACUACAACCUCGGCAAGACCGUCACCCACGAGGUCGGCCACUGGUUCGGCCUCUACCACACCUUCCAGGGCGGCUGCACUGGCUCCGGCGACUCCAUCGCCGACACCCCAGCCCAGGCCAGCGCCUCUAGCGGGUGCCCUACCGGUCGUGAUUCCUGCCCUAGCCAGACUGGCCUUGACCCCAUCCACAACUACAUGGACUACUCUUACGACUCUUGCUACGAGGAGUUCACUCCUAACCAGCAGACUCGCAUGUACAGCUUCUGGAACCAGUAUCGCGCUUAG
Colletotrichum orchidophilum is the source of this 834-nucleotide messenger RNA. RefSeq names its product metalloprotease. Gene Ontology annotation, molecular function: metallopeptidase activity. NCBI's taxonomy places the organism in Eukaryota, Fungi, Ascomycota, Sordariomycetes, Glomerellales, Glomerellaceae. The record is from RefSeq and is a predicted model, not a curated record. The transcript has 3 exons. Bases 1 to 834 code for a protein of 277 amino acids.